Molecule: messenger RNA, 3240 nt
Organism: Dufourea novaeangliae
Lineage: Eukaryota; Metazoa; Arthropoda; Insecta; Hymenoptera; Halictidae
Product: thioredoxin domain-containing protein 11
Exons: 10
Coding region: 197-2926 (909 amino acids)
Source: RefSeq, a predicted model, not a curated record
GUUGACAAGCGGUCAGCUGUUUCCGGUCUAUGAAAAUACAGGUGGCUCAGUAAAGGCCCACGAAAAACCCGGCUAAUUGUUUUUAAUUAAAUAAACAGCGGUUCGACUUACGGGUCAGAGUAAAUAAAGCGAGUGUAAUGAGGUACUAACGCGCGGUGAUUGUUCUCCCUUAAUUUCCUUUUGGUUGUCACGGAUAAUGUUGAAAGAAGAGCUAGAAGCCACCACGCUGAGAAAUGCUGAUAACUCGCACACGAUUACGCCGGACUCAGGAAGUAACGACGUGGCCAAGGAGUCGAGUCAGAGGCUUGUGAUAGAAGACAGAGUAGCCAGCAAAAUGUUCUCGUACGCGAGAGAAAUUUGUUUUUUCCUCGCAGUCACCUUCACAGCCUUGACUGCGCUUCACAGCUCAUCACCCAAGGUGUCAAAGCCACCAACAGCCAAGCCAUUCUUUAAUCAAAGUUCCAUUGUGCUAGAUUUUUACAAAGGUCAUGUGGGAGCUGUGAUAGAAAUGGUUCGUGAAGCAGAUUUUAGUUUUGUUAUGUAUUAUGCUCCGUGGGAUGCUGAGAGUCAAGCUGUGCGUCCAGAAUUUGAAAAAGUUGCUCAGCAUUAUGAUACACAGGUAUUUUUUGCUGCCAUUAAUUGUUGGCAUCCAAGCUCAGAGUGUAGAGCUCAAUAUAAAAUUCAAAGGUACCCUCUAUUAAUGCUGUAUCCAUCAAGAGAUUCUGGUAUACAAUACAAAGGAAUUCGUACUUCACAGUACAUGAUUCGUUUUCUUCAUGCGGUCAUGAAUCCAAUUGUUAGGAUCAUUCAUCCAGAACAACUGAUAGAGUUACUUGUCAAUUAUGAUGCUGUGGUGGUAGGGUAUUUUAAUUUUACAAGGUUAGACAGAACACCUGGUUACAAAGAAUUUCACAAGGCUGCUAUCAGUGCUUUAGAAAGUGAUCCUAACAGAGAAUUGAUAUUUGCUAUUGUUACUAGUAAAUUAGCAAGUGAAAGAGACCAUAAUAUUUAUACAUUUCCGUCUGCAAAUUUACUCAUGUGGAAUGAAUCUCUAAGGUAUCCAGAAGACUCUGAAUGGACUUCCGAAAACAUAUUAAAUUGGAUUAGGAGCUCCACUCAUCAACCAGCACUAUGGCUACAGCCUCCUGGGAUAAAAGCACUAACUUUAGCACCAUAUCUGAGAGAGGGGCCUGUACUUUUUCUCUUCACACCUCGUAAUCCUCUGCUCCUUGAAAAUUACAAUUAUAAUUUGAUUAGAGAAAUUGGACUGCAAUACUAUAACUGUGCAGACAAUCUCUUGGCUACAGAUAUAAUCGAACGUCUCAAACUUAAUCGCUGUACAGCUGUUAGUAGGCACUCUGGAAGGAACAGACAAUGUAGUAAAAUCUUAAAGGAGAACAGGAAUCUGUUAAACCAAUCUGUUGUUAGUGUUUCGAUUCAACGAUGGAUUAAUGAUAGCUGUUGUGCGAAUAUUGUAAUGAAUAAAUGCUCUCUAUGUAAGAAAAACGUAUUAAAUGGUGCUGAAAAGGAAUCAUCCGUUUGUAAGCUUGAUUCUGAUAAAGCAAGCGAUGUGUGUAAAGGUGCAGAUAUUUUUAAACUUUCUACUAGAGAGAAUCUACAAGAGAAAUAUGAAAUUUGCUGUAACAAGGCUUAUGUAUCGGCAAAGUUACAACAAGGAUUUAAAACUAGAAGUCACAGGCAGACAGCAUCAUUAGCCACUGGAAAUGAACAUGAUGUACAAUCUGCAAAUGCAGUAAAACACGAGUAUUUAAAACAGGAGUGUAAACGGUGGAUAGCUGGAAAUAAAUAUCAUCAUCCUAUAUUUCCACGCGAUUCCCUUGACCACCCGAAUUUAAAUCUAACAAAGUCAGUCUGUCAAAUUAAUAAAACAUUGGCCCUAAUAGCAAUCGAUAGUUUGCAUUACUUCCAUUUCGCGGAAGGUCUUGGAAUAGACGUUUUAAAAAAGAAGGAUAAGACUGCUGUUGUUAUAUUAGAUGUUGCUCAUGAAAGUCAAUACGUCAUGCAGGACGAUUUUAAUCGGUAUACACUUGUACAAUUUAUAAAUAAUUAUACUCAAGGCGUUUUACAACGGACUCUACGCUCAAGUGAUUCAAGACGUUUCGCUCAGAAAUUCAAAAGCAAUAUCACUUGUGAAACAAAAGAUUCACGAAGUAUCUGUAUCCCAGAGCUAACUACCGAAACCUUCUUGGAUACUAUUCUAGAUCCACUAAAGGAUGUGGUUGUGAUGUACCACUCUCCUUAUUGUGCAUUUUGUAGCGCGAUUUCAUAUACAUAUUUAACAGUGGCUUAUUACUUGCGCAAAAUGGAUCAUCUUUCAUUCGUCGGGGUUGACGGUGAUAACAAUGAUUUGCCGUGGGAAUAUAAUAUGAAUCGAUUCCCAUCCAUCCUAUUCUUUCCUGCUAAAAGAAAAGAGGAUAGCACAGUGUAUCCAUUUUCUCUGCCAAUUACCAUUCCUAAUCUCGUUAAUUUUGUCUUGGCGAACUUGGAUGGGCAUUCGCACGUCGAAGCUCUUGUAAAUAUUUGUCAGUCUGGAGCUGGUGAGCAACCAGACGCUUGUAUUGCUCGAACACGAUGGCUGUGUCUAGACAUUAUAGAACAAUUGCUUCGUGAUUAUCGAAAAUUGAUCAGACAUAUUAAUUUACUGGGAAGAACAGGUGCUAGGAACAGGAGAAAAAUCAUUUUGUUAAAGUUAGCGCAUAUUAAGGACGUACACUUGUUGUUAAGCUCUACCGUCGAUCUCAGAAAGGAUCAGCAUAAAGCGAAGCUUAUUAGAAAAAAAUUUAAGAAAUAUUACAGAAAUAUUAGAUUAUUCGAAUUAGAUAGUAAAAUGAAUAGCAUUCAAACUGCAAAUGCUAUUCCGCAACAAAACCUUUCUGAAAGGACGACGAUUAGGACAGAAUUGUGAUAUAAAUUUAAUGAUAGAUAUAUUCUGGUAAAUGUUAUUUUACUUAAAUUAUUUCAUGACCUGAUACUGGGUGUACAGUACAUACCUCAUGAAACUUUUUAUUACGGAAAGGUAAAAUGCGCCCAGUUAAUCUGUAUAUAUCUCGUGCAAAUGAAUACGGAAAUAUGUUUAAACACUUCUUUGUCUGCUUUUGUGAGUGUAUAUCGCGAAGAAGGUGUAUGUCUCUCUAUUAUUUCGAUACAGAACAUUCCCACUUAAUACUCGGAAUAGAAUAUUCAGUUACAUUUGGAAAGUUACUGAAAAUUUUGUGAUGC